AUGGUGGAGCAGAGGGAAAUGGAAAAUAACAUAGUUCAAGUAUCUAAUUUAAGUACUCGUAAAGUACAAUGUAUAGGGCCACACUUUUUAAAAUAUUACAAACGGUUGCAAGGGCACUCUGAAUUUGAUGACACCAACGAAGAAAUAAACGAAGAUAUUGAAAAUACCGAACACGUUGUUUUCGAUGAUGAUGUGUCUUUUCUUAGAAGUCUAGAUCCUAAAGAUUGGAAAAAUCAAGAUCACUAUGCUGUUUUAGGUAUGAAAUGGCUUCGUUUUAAAGCAACAGAUGAUGAUAUAAAAAGAGCAUAUCACGCAAAAGUAUUGAAACAUCACCCUGACAAAAGAAAAGCAGCCGGAGAGGAAGUAAAACCUAGCGAUGAUUAUUUUACUUGUAUUAGUAAAGCUUGGGAAAUCCUUGGUAAUAAAGAUAAAAGAAGAUCUUACGAUUCUGUUGAUCCUUUAUUUGAUAACAGCAUUCCUUCCAAUAAUGAGCACUCGAGAAAUAAUUUUUUUGAAGUUUUUACACCUGUAUUCGAAAGAAAUGCUAGGUGGUCUGAAAAAACACCUGUGCCAAAAUUAGGAGGAAUGAAUUUACCUAGAGAACAAGUAGAAAAAUUUUAUUCAUUUUGGUAUAAUUUUGAAUCGUGGAGAGAAUACUCAUAUUUAGACGAAGAUGAAAAAGAAAAAGGACAAGAUAGAUUAGAGAGAAGAUAUAUAGAUAAGCAAAACAAAGCAGCUAGAGCUAAAUUAAAAAAAGAAGAAAUGUCAAGAAUAAGAUCUUUGGUUGAUACAGCUUAUGAAUUAGAUCCUAGAAUAAUGAAAUUUAAACAAGAAGAAAAGGAAAAAAAAUUAGCAUCAAAGAGAGCAAAGCAAGAAGCAUUAAAAGCGAAACAAGAAGAAGAGGAAAGAAUACAGAGAGAAGCGGCCGAGAAAAGUAGAAGGGAAAAGGAAGAAGCAGAAGCUGAAAAAAAGGCAAAAGAAGAGGCUCUCAAACAAGAACGAGAAGCAUUGAAAAGACAAAUGAAACAGAAAAGGAAAACAUUGAGAGAUAUGUGUAAAACGAAUAAUUAUUACAUAAAUGAUAAUUCCGAAUUAGUAGCACAUAUGACGGGUGUAGAAAAAAUUUGCGAAACGUUUCAACUCUCUGAAUUGACAGCAGUGAUUUCUGAAAUUCAAGAAAAGGGUAGAGAUGCUCUUGUACAAUCGAUAAAAGAAAUUGAAAAAAAAUUAGAAGAAGAAAGAUCUGCUCACAUAAAAGCAUAUUCAGGGAGCGAUAAAAAUGACAGCAGCAAUAGCAGCAAAAAAGAAUGGUCUAUAGAAAGUUUACAACUGUUGAUAAAAGCAGUUAAUUUGUUUCCGGCAGGAACGAAUCAAAGGUGGGAAGUCGUUGCUAAAUUUAUUAAUCAACACUGUUCGAAUAAUGUCGAAUUCACCGCCAAAGAAGUUUUGGCCAAAGCCAAAGAUUUGCAAAACAACGAUUUUACAAAGAACGUAUUAAAAGAAACGGCGAAUAAGAAAGCGUUUGACAAUUUCGAAAAGGGUAAAAAAGUUGCAAAAAGUUUAGAAGCUGUUGGUGACGUGUCAAAAACAACAGAAAGAUUCGAUACACCUGCCGAAUUACAAGGUCUGACUCCAUGGACUGCAAACGAACAAACAUUAUUAGAACAAGCUUUGAGAACUUACGGUCCGACAACUCCGGAUAGAUGGGACGAAAUAGCCAAAUGCAUUCCGGGCAGAUCGAAAAAAGACUGCAUGAGAAGAUAUAAAGAAUUAGCAGAAAUGGUUAAAGCGAAAAAAGCAGCACAAGCAGCAGCAGCAGCCAAAGCUUCUUCUUCUUCUUCUUCAUCAUCAACCGGAAAAUAG
Messenger RNA from Pediculus humanus corporis (human body louse), 1863 nucleotides. RefSeq lists its product as uncharacterized. NCBI's taxonomy places the organism in Eukaryota, Metazoa, Arthropoda, Insecta, Psocodea, Pediculidae. The record is from RefSeq and is a predicted model, not a curated record. Gene Ontology annotation, biological process: 'de novo' cotranslational protein folding; regulation of translational fidelity. Gene Ontology annotation, cellular component: cytosol. Gene Ontology annotation, molecular function: ribosome binding; Hsp70 protein binding. Bases 1 to 1863 code for a protein of 620 amino acids. The transcript has 2 exons.